AUGGCGCAUGCUGACACCCCGGAGCCAGACACACUGCGAGGCUGGGGUGCCCCGGACGCGUGUCCUUCGUUGGGCCGCGAGGUCAGGCGAGCUGUCCUUCGCAGCCACUCCCCGCCUCAGGCCCUGCGCCGGCGGCUUGCGGUCGGCGUGCGGAGCCGUGUCCGGCCUCCCCAGUCACCGCACGCCGGAGCACAGGGCUCCGGGCUGCCGAGGGUGUGCGCAGAUCCCUGCUCGGCCGCUGCCUCGCCCUCCCCGGCUCCCGCCCCCUUCCCGGCCCGCCCGCAGCGACUGCCCGGGCGCACGUACCUGCUCGCGCCGCGCCGCGCCGCGCCGGGCUGCACCGCGUCGGCCGCUGGGGGGCUCGGAGAAGGGACAGGGCAGGGAGGGAGCGGCGGAUCCUGGAGCGCCGCUGAUCGAGCUCCGCCCGCGGCGGGCGAGAGCGCCGGGAGAGUUAGCGUGGGGAGGGAGACGGAGGCGGCUGCGGGUGCCCGGCCCCCACCGCCCCUAGAGCCACCUCUGUCUCGCCCGCGCGCGCUGCCCGGGGAAACCCGAGGCUAG
Messenger RNA from Rattus rattus (black rat), 558 nucleotides. Its product is annotated as bcl-2-binding component 3, isoforms 3/4-like. The transcript has 2 exons. Bases 1 to 558 code for a protein of 185 amino acids. Lineage: Eukaryota; Metazoa; Chordata; Mammalia; Rodentia; Muridae. The record is from RefSeq and is a predicted model, not a curated record.